Molecule: messenger RNA, 836 nt
Organism: Bacillus rossius redtenbacheri
Lineage: Eukaryota; Metazoa; Arthropoda; Insecta; Phasmatodea; Bacillidae
Product: apolipoprotein D-like
Exons: 6
Coding region: 82-636 (184 amino acids)
Biological process (GO): response to reactive oxygen species; lipid metabolic process
Cellular component (GO): cytoplasm
Molecular function (GO): pigment binding
Source: RefSeq, a predicted model, not a curated record
GUCACGUAGACGGCCGCUACAUAAGACCCUCCCAGGUGCUAGCUGGGGACAGUUGCCGAGCAGUCGACCAACAGAGUGAAGAUGUGUGGUCUCAUAUUUGUGCUGGUGGCCGCUUUGGUGACUGUAGCUAGUGGACAGGUGGUCCUCAACCACGGAUGCCAGAAUGUGUCCGUGGUGCAGAAAUUCGACAUGGCCAAGUACAUGGGCUUCUGGUACGACUACGAGAAGGUGAACUCGUUUCAAGCAAGAGGCAAGUGUUUGACGGCCAACUACACCCUCAGGAGCGAUGGUACCGUGUCGGUCCACAACAAGAUGGUGAUCUCCAGCACCGGCGAGACGACGGAAAUAUUCGGCUCGGCGACCUUGGACAGCAGCGUGGACGAGGCCAAGCUGAAGGUCGUCUUCUCAACCCACGGGAACAGAGAGGCGCCGUACUGGGUGCUGUCCACGGAUUACACCAACUACUCGGUGGUUUGGGCGUGCGAGAGCCAAGCAUCGGGAAGCAAGCAGUUCGCGUGGGUGCUGACCAGAAGCAGGUCUCCCAGCAAGUCAGUGCUGCUGACCGCGCGAGAGGUCAUCGCGAGGAACAACCUGACUGAUCUGCCUCUGGAGCUGACUCCUCAGAACUGCAGCUAGCCGGGCCCGCUCCAAGAGAACUGCAGUUCCUUCUCGUCCAAGGAAAUAUUGGCGUUCGUCAUGCAUUGUAAUAUUGCAAUCUAAUGUGAUAAUUAAAAAAUAUAUAUUAUGCCUAAUACUAUGUAGCUUAUCUGUACUCGUGUAAAAUACAACACAAUACAACUUUUGUGAAUAAACAUUAUUAUUGGACUGGACCAUAA